This is a messenger RNA of Meloidogyne enterolobii, 927 nucleotides long. Lineage: Eukaryota; Metazoa; Nematoda; Chromadorea; Rhabditida; Meloidogynidae. The record is from the annotation of a GenBank genome assembly.
AACAGUUGGUUGAUUCAAAUUAAGAGGAAAGAAAAGAUUAAAUGGAAGGAAAAAUUGAAAUUUGGUUUUUAAUUUUGAUGAGUUUUGGACGAUUAUUUUAAAAUUGAACUGAAGAAAAUUGUGUGGAAUAUUCCUCUGAACGAGAAAAGGCACAACGGGAACGAGGGAAUUUUUCGAAAGAUAAUUGUUAAAGGAUUGAUGAAUGAGCAAAAACAUGGCAGUGCUUAAUGAGAUGUUUUAAUUUGUAAAAGUCCUUCCAAUCCUUGUUUAUACAUUUUUUAAACAUUCACGGAUAUGCAUAUAAACAUUUCUUAAAUAUUUUACUAAAAAUUUAUGACUUAAUUUUUUUCUAAAAAUGUUACCAUGACAACUAAAAAUAAAAAUCUUGAUUUCUUUAAAGAAGAAUGACUGACAUAAAAUAAAAAAUUAAAAAAUAUUUAAAAAAUGCUUUUUUUAUUGUUAGCCCUUCCUUUGGAUUUGUUAUUUAAUGCAGCCAAUUCUCUUCUUUAUUAUGAUAAUAAUGUACAACUUAUGCUUAUUUUACUUCAAGACACACUCCAAGUGCUAGCCAUUCUUGGAUUAGCCAUUCGCUUUUCCUCAACUUUUGUAUUCCAAGCAGGUCUUAUUGGACAUUUAUUGCGUAGAUUUAGUUGUUCUAUAAUUGUUGCAUUCCUUUAUUUGGCCUUAUCUAUAAUUUACCAUUUUUUCUCUUUAAAAGAAAAUUGGUUAUCUAAAGAAAAUACUAAAGAUAAAGAAUUCUUUGAUUGGAAAACACCAAAAACAUUUUUGUUUUUAUUGCAAAGGACGGUAGCAAUAUUCUACUACUUUUUCUAUAAAAAGACUGUACUGAUGCUUAGCGAUCCAAAAUAUCAUAGCGAAUCUGAAUGGUUGUUAAGUAAGAUUGGAAAACGUAUUGUGGUUAACUGA